AUGGAAGGGGAAGCUCUACCCCUCGCCCAGUAUCUUUUCAGGCGUCUGCGCCAAUUGGGCGUGGACUCCAUCUUUGGAGUACCCGGUGACUACAACUUGACACUUCUGGAUCAUGUUGUACCUUCGGGACUCAAAUGGGUGGGAAACUGCAACGAGUUGAAUGCGGGAUAUGCUGCAGAUGGGUACUCUCGGAUCAAAGCAAUUGGUGCGGUGGUGACCACCUUUGGCGUUGGUGAGCUAUCUGCCAUUAAUGCCAUUGCAGGAGCCUACGCAGAGAGAGCCCCGGUUGUGCAUAUUGUUGGGACACCCAUGCGCGCCUCGCAGGAGUCGCGCGCAUUGAUCCAUCACACCUUCAAUGACGGUGACUAUCAGCGAUUUGACGCCAUACAGGAACAUGUCACUGUAGCACAGGUCAACCUGAACGAUCAUCGUACGGCGCCUUCCGAGAUUGACCGGACCUUGCUACAAUGUUUGUUGCUCAGUCGACCUGUUCGUAUCGCUAUUCCUGUUGACAUGGUGCCGGUGCUUGUCCCUGUGGCGGGCUUGUCGUCGAAGAUCCAGAUUCCGCCCGCUGUGCGCCAGCCACAAGUGGAGGAAGCAGCUCUUAAUUCUGUCCUCAACAGAAUAUACAGCAGCAAGAAGCCGAUGAUUCUGGUUGAUGGAGAGACAAGAGCGUUCGGCAUGCUCCACGGAGUAGAUCACCUUGUGCGGACGAUAGGCUGGCCAACAUUCACAUCUGGCUUUGGCAAGGGUUUAAUUGAUGAAACGCUACCAAACGUCUACGGAGUAUGUACGCUACCUCAUAAAGCCUUUCUGGACUCUUGUGAUUUAGUUCUGGUUUUCGGGCCACACUUCAGCAACACCAACACCUACAAUUCUUUUUUAAAGCCAGCAGACGAUGCAGCUAUCCUGUUUAGUCCGAACUCGAUCCAGGUUAACAAAGAUGUCUUCCGCGAUCUCCCCGUCCGGUAUUUUAUUCAGCAGCUCAUACAGCGACUCGAUAUGUCCAAGUUACCGACGCAUAAGCAUAACCUUGUCCACCCAUCACUCAGGAUACUCUCCGAAGUGUCUCCUACCGACCUAGUCACACAGACAGGGGGUUUCUGGAAACGACUCUCCCCUUUUUUGCGUACUGGAGACAUUGUCCUUGGUGAAACUGGAACCCCGGGCUAUGGCGUUAAUGAGUUCAUACUACCCCCGCAUGCCCGUCUGUUCAAGCCGGCCACCUGGCUAUCUAUUGGGUACAUGCUUCCAGCCGCGCUAGGAGCAAGCCAUGCGCAGCGGGAUCUAGUCUCCUGCAGCGAGUACCACGGUCUAUCUAACCCCCGUACAAUCUUAUUUAUUGGCGAUGGCAGCUUCCAAAUGACAGUUCAAGAGCUCAGUACUAUCAUCCACCAAAGACUCAAUGUCAUUAUCUUCUUGAUCAAUAAUGACGGAUACACCAUCGAGCGGUGCAUUCAUGGCCGCAACCAGGCAUAUAACGAUGUCGCUCCAUGGCGAUAUCUCAAAGCACCAGAGCUUUUCGGCGCGGAUCAGGAGGGAGAGUAUAAGGCACUGACAUGGAAGGUCCGGACCUGGGCAGAUUUGGAUUCUGUGUUGAACGAUUCCCAGCUGGCCAACGGCAAGGGUUUGCGGAUGGUAGAAGUUUUCAUGAAUAAACUCGAUGCGCCGGAUGUACUGUUGGGCUUGUUUAAUCAGCAGAUCUUAAGGGAGAAUGUGCAGGGUAAGCUAUAGUCAUUUAAUGUCAACAUGAUAAUAGACAAACUAUUGCAUCUGUUUUUUGGGUUGGUCUUGUGACAUUUUGUCGGUGAUAGGGCAUU
This is a messenger RNA of Aspergillus pseudonomiae, 1820 nucleotides long. Its product is annotated as alpha-keto acid decarboxylase family protein. The record is from RefSeq and is a predicted model, not a curated record. The coding region runs from base 1 to 1734 and encodes 577 amino acids. The transcript has 2 exons. Gene Ontology annotation, molecular function: thiamine pyrophosphate binding; magnesium ion binding; carboxy-lyase activity. Lineage: Eukaryota; Fungi; Ascomycota; Eurotiomycetes; Eurotiales; Aspergillaceae.